GCUGGAGGAGGGAGGGGAGGUGUACUCUGCUCUCGCUGCUCUCUGACCCCAGUGGCAGCACCGUCUCACUGCACUCCUGCUCCCCCCUAUGUCAGAUCGAGGCUGCUCUCUCUCUCUCUCUCUCUCUCCCCCGCUUUGCUCCCUCACCGACUCUCUCUCUCGCUCCCCCUCUCUCUCUCUCUCUCUCUCUCUCUCUCUCUCUCUCUCUCUCUCUCUCUCUCUCUCUCUCUCUCUCACUCGGUGUGUGUCUCUCUCUUUUCCACAUGAACCAGCCGAGGUCCCCUCGGGUCGAAGGUUUUGCCCUACCCGCCCAGACUGCAACCCCCGGCGGCCGCUAGGAAAAAAAACCCUCCGUUCUGCCGUAUGGAUCUUCGUCUUUUGACAGCUUAGAGGGCGACCCCGACACACUUAUCGGCCACAACGAAGUAGGAAUCCUGUGUUCUGGUUCCAGGUCCAGAUUGCUGUCCACUGUGUAUUGUUUACUGUGGUCCGGUGGGUCAUUGCUGUGGGACUUUCUGGUUCUGCGCAGCGGCUCUGAAGGAUGACCGCUGCACGGCGCAGUACUGAAUCCUGGUGAUCGGUGUCUGAUGUCCAAACGGCGGAAGUAUGGCUCAUGGCAAAGUGACCAUCGCAGUGGACGAGUACAGCUCCAAUCCCACACAGGCCUUCACACACUACAACAUCAACCAGAGCCGCUUCCAACCUCCACAUGUCCACAUGGUGGACCCUAUUCCCUAUGACACUCCUAAGCCAGCUGGACACACCAGGUUUGUGUGUGUGUCUGACACACACUCGCGCACAGAUGGGAUUCAGAUGCCCUAUGGAGAUGUGCUCCUGCACAUGGGAGACUUCACCGAGCUGGGCCUGCCUUCAGAGGUUAAGAAGUUCAAUGACUGGCUAGGUGGCCUCCCAUACGAAUUUAAGGUGGUGAUUGCCGGGAACCAUGAGCUGACCUUCGAUAAGGACUUUAUGGCCGAGCUGGUGAAGCAGGAUUACUACCGUUUUCCCUCGGUGUCCAAACUCAAACCGGAGGACUUUGACAAUGUCCAGUCGCUCCUCACAAACUGUGUGUACCUCCAGGACUCUGAUGUCACCGUCAAGGGAUUCCGGAUAUACGGAACGCCAUGGACUCCAUGGUUUAACGGCUGGGGGUUUAACCUGCCCCGGGGCCAGUCUCUCCUGGAUAAAUGGAACCAGGUCCCUGAGGGCAUCGACAUUCUCAUGACCCAUGGCCCGCCCCUCGGUUUCCGAGACUGGGUUCCGAAGGAGCUGCAGAGGGUAGGCUGUGUUGAACUCCUCAACACGGUCCAGAAGAGGGUUCGACCCAAACUCCAUGCCUUUGGAGGAAUACAUGAAGGCUACGGGAUCAUGACGGACGGUUACACAACAUUUAUCAACGCGUCCACGUGCACGGUCAGCUUCCAGCCCACCAACCCCCCCAUCGUGUUCGACCUCCCCAAUCCCUCCAGCUGCUGAGACUGAUUCCCACGCUAGCUGGUGGAGGAGGUGCUUUUUGCUGGAAGCUGGAGGGUAGGAGGGUUGGGGGAAGGUUGGAGGUGACCAGAAUAGACUACAGUUUUUUUUUGUUUGUUUGUUUUUUGUUUUUGUUUUUCUAUAUGUAUGUCAAAAAAAAUCUAAGUGUUUCUUUGAAAAAUCCGUUGUUGAGAGAUCUCAUAUGGGCUCGGAGAAAGGAGUUGAGAAGGAGUUGAAAGAGUUGAAGAGGUAUACGUGGGAUUACGAUUACAAUCUCUAUUGAUAAAUAUUGGUCCGACCUGUAAAAUAAACGAUGCAUUGUGAAUUUGUACAAUUUCCUCUCUUUUUGUGGGCUGGACAUUUGAUGCCAUUGUUUGUUGUUUUGUGUUUUUUUUUUCUUUUUUUUUUCUCUCUCUCAUUGGCUGACAGGGACGCUGCCUUAAACUAGCUUUAAUGUUUUCAGCUAGAGCCCCACUCUCUGCUAGCUCAGAGAAAAGACCUUAUUUAUUACCCAUAAUCCCAGCAAAACAACACCUCACAGAGUAGUGAAAGAAAGCUAUCAAAUUGUAAUCCUAAAAAUAACUCCGUAUGGUUUUCUGAUUUCAAAAAAGAAUUGGAAAUUGUAUGUAAAAUUAUAUAUAUUAUAUAUUCAUGUUGUAAAACAUCUGUACUAAAAGUUGUGUUGGAUAAAAAAAAAAGAUCCUGGUGCAAAUUUUUGUGAAUGCACCGGCAUGACUGACAUGUUCCUUUUCCACUCAUGUUCGUCAGACAUCUUAUUAAAGGUUUGCUUUCGACUCCUCGCCCCUCUUAAUGUAGGCGUUCAUUUUGGAUGAGAGAGGAAGUUUUUCCAUAGAGGCUCAUUUCACAAUCCAACAGGUGGUGGUUGUCCCCGUGUCUGACAACACACCUGCCUAAACAUGGUUAAAUUGUCCUUAAAAGUGUACAUUUGAUAGCUAUUUGUGUUUUGCUUUUUUUCUAAUUUUGCACUGUGUGUAAAUGCAAUCUUGCUAGCACAAAAAAAAUGUUGCCAAUAGUUGUCUCAACUUGCCGCUGUAAAUGCUCUUUUGUGCUGUUCCUCUCUCUCUCGCUCUCUCUCUCGCUCUCUCUCGCUCUCUCUCUCUGAUUGUAUCCCUUCUCAUGAAAAUGUUAGUUCUUUCGGUUCAUUGUGAUAUAUUUAG
This is a messenger RNA of Lampris incognitus (smalleye Pacific opah), 2651 nucleotides long. It is a transcript of the gene mpped2a, whose product is annotated as metallophosphoesterase domain containing 2a. NCBI's taxonomy places the organism in Eukaryota, Metazoa, Chordata, Actinopteri, Lampriformes, Lampridae. Gene Ontology annotation, molecular function: hydrolase activity. Bases 607 to 1476 code for a protein of 289 amino acids. The record is from RefSeq and is a predicted model, not a curated record. The transcript has 7 exons.